CAUAGUCCAAUCAUUUCACGUAAGAGGUCUGUCUCUUAUCCGCCGUCACUUUGCCGUCAAUUUUGUCGUUUCUCGUCCGGGCACUUUUUAGCAUUCGCGGUGGGCGCCUAGUCAGCUAAAUGUGCGGUUUUUACUUGCAUUAAAUCGUCGGCGUGUCGUGUAAACAAAUCCCAAUCGGAAUCGGUCAUUAAGAAAAUUCGAGUUAUCCCCAUCAAAAUGAGUCUCUUCGAUAGAAGACGUUCGACAUUUUUCACUUUAUUUAUGAUCUUCUAUGUUUUCUACAACCCCACAGACAGCGGGGCCGUGCAGCUAAACAGCCAGAAUUUGGAUAUGACAUUAGCAUCUAAUGAAUUAGUUUUCAUAAAUUUCUAUGCGGAAUGGUGCCGAUUCAGUAAUUUACUCCAACCUAUUUUCGAUGGUGCUGCAGAUAAGGUUAAAGAACUAUUCCCUGAAGCCGGAAAAGUUGUAAUGGGUAAGGUCGAUUGCGAUCACGAAUCAUCGAUAGCCGCAAGAUAUCAUAUCACAAAAUAUCCCACACUGAAAAUCAUACGAAAUGGUCAACCUACUAAACGUGAAUACCGUGGACAACGAUCAACAGAAGCUUUUGUAGAAUUCGUUAAAAAGCAGUUGGAAGAUCCAAUCAAAGAAUUCCAAUCGCUGAAAGAUCUUCAGAAUUUGGAUACAAAGAAGCGUAUUAUAAUCGGCUACUUCGAUCGUCGAGACCAGCCUGAAUAUUCAAUGUUCAGACGAGUUGCAACAAAUCUGAAAGAAGAUUGCCAAUUCCACGUAGGCUUUGGUGAAGCGUCGCAAGCAAUGCAUCCUCCAGGUGACACAAAUGGUUUGUCUGAGAAUGAUACAAAAAAGCAAACGAUUUAUGGUGUUCUAAUUUCAGGUCAACCAAUCAUCGUCUUUCGCCCAGAUGUAGCUGUAUCUCAUGAAAAUGAUGAAACAUAUCAAGGCACCCUCACAAACUUUGAUGAGCUCAAUGUCUGGGUUCAACAAAAAUGCGUACCACUUGUCCGCGAAAUAACAUUUGAAAAUGCUGAGGAAUUAACUGAAGAAGGAUUACCGUUCUUGAUUUUAUUCCACAAUCCAAAGGAUCUAGAUUCGAUUAAAGACUUCAAGGCGAUUAUCGAAAAAGAAUUGCUUUCGGAAAAACAAAAUGUUAACUUUUUGACCGCGGACGGUGAACGCUUUGCACAUCCUCUACAUCAUUUGGGCAAAUCGGCAGGCGACCUUCCAUUGAUUGCAAUCGACUCUUUCCGGCACAUGUACUUAUUCCCGAAAUUCAAGGAUAUGUAUACACCAGGGAAGUUGAAGCAAUUUUUAGAAGAUUUAUAUAGUGGCAAAUUACAUAGGGAGUACCAUUAUGGACCGGAUACACCUUCUGAGCCCGUUGUUUCGAAUGAUAUCCAAGCACCAGUACAAGUUACAAAACCACCUGAAUCAACAUUUAAGAAAUUGGCACCAUCGAAAAAUCGUUACACAUUGCUGCGAGACGAAUUAUAAUUGAUUUGUUGAAAUGAUGUAUUGUUGUUUCUUUUAAUAUUUUUUUUUAUUUUUUCGUUCUUAGUUCAAUUUUUCAAGGGUAACAAAUUUUCGAUGAAUUCACUUUUUUGUAAAGAGUAAAAUGAAACCAUAAAAGCAUAAAAGUGUCAACCCCCGCUUAUUUUGUCAACAUUGAACUUAAAGAUAAAUUAAAAAAUUGCUAAAAUUGGAUUUGAACGAGUGAAAGUAUCUCAAAUUGCUUUCACCAACCGUAUAACUUGAAAUUUUGCAUGAUUAUAUGCAACAUUCACUAUAUCCUAUGUAUUGUUUGAUAGCUCGCUACUUCCAAAAAUUGGUAUUGGAAUGAAUACAUUGUGUUAAUACUCCAAAUUGCAUUCCAAACAUUUUGAUACAACCCAUGGUCCCAUUAAAUUUUUACAAGGUUUUGUACAUUUGGAAUUCACAUUUUAUAUGCUAGGUAUUUAAAUCGUCCAUAGACCACGUAAAAUGUACAGCAGGGAACCCUUAUUUUAAGUAUUAACUAAAUUUCUAAUUCCUUCCCAGUUUCACGCUUAGUGCACAUUUUUUACCAAGAACAUGAUCACAAAAUACCCGGUUAAUUAGUAGUUUAAUUUCCACCCGAUUCAGUAAAGGGAGAAUAAAAGCUUUUUUUGAAACUCGCACUUUACUUCUAUCCUUUGUGCACCUUUUUCUAUCUAAGUUGUUUGUUUCGUUACAACGGAAACUUACUUAAAGAUCUAAAAACACAAUUACAUAUGUCGACAAAUUAGAACAUUUGCUUUAGAGAAAAGUAAAAUGAAGCGAUAAUUAUUGAUAAUUAUAAAUAUGGAACUUAUUUCUUAGUCAUAAAAAUGAAUGAUUGUAAUAUAUUGUAAAGUGCUUUUUUCUUCAAUUAGAAAUAUAUACUCUUAAGAAUUAUUAA
Molecule: messenger RNA, 2431 nt
Organism: Hermetia illucens (black soldier fly)
Lineage: Eukaryota; Metazoa; Arthropoda; Insecta; Diptera; Stratiomyidae
Gene: ERp44
Product: endoplasmic reticulum resident protein 44
Exons: 7
Coding region: 217-1509 (430 amino acids)
Source: RefSeq, a predicted model, not a curated record